AUGGUCACGCUCCACCUACGGUGCCUGACCACAGUGGAGGCUGCCAACGAGGAGACGCACCCCUUGGAGACGAAGUGGACUUUCUGGUUCGAUAACCCUGAGGGAAAGCAACAUCAGGCGCAGUGGGGCAAAACUUUGCGGCCUGUCUACACUUUUGGCACCGUGGAGGAGUUCUGGGGCCUGUACAACAACAUCCUGCCGCCCUCCCGCCUGGCGGUGGGAGCCGACAUCCAUCUCUUCCGGGAUGGCAUCGAGCCCAAGUGGGAGGACCCUGCCUGCGCCAACGGUGGCAAGUGGUCCUUCCUCAUCCCCAGGGGGGGCUCUCCCUCGGCUGCCCAACUGCUGGACACCAACUGGCUGCACGUGAUCCUGGCCUGCAUCGGCGAGCAGUUUGACGACGGCGAGGAGAUCUGCGGUGGGGUGGUCAAUGUCAGGGCCAAGCAAUACCGUAUCGCGCUGUGGACCCGCACCGCCGCCAACGAGGCGGUGCAGGUGGCCAUCGCCAAGCAGCUGAAGGAGGUCCUCCAGAUGAGCGACCACGCCAAGAUCGGCUUCAUGGCACAUUCUGAUGCCAAGCAGUCAAACAAGCCCAAGGACCGCUACACCGUGUAA
Molecule: messenger RNA, 612 nt
Organism: Auxenochlorella protothecoides
Lineage: Eukaryota; Viridiplantae; Chlorophyta; Trebouxiophyceae; Chlorellales; Chlorellaceae
Product: Eukaryotic translation initiation factor 4E-1
Exons: 4
Coding region: 1-612 (203 amino acids)
Biological process (GO): translational initiation
Cellular component (GO): cytoplasm; eukaryotic translation initiation factor 4F complex
Molecular function (GO): translation initiation factor activity; RNA 7-methylguanosine cap binding
Source: RefSeq, a predicted model, not a curated record